AUUCGCAUGAAAACCUGUCUCCAAUUGAAUGGAAACCUCGCUACCUUUCAAACAUGUUUUUUUGCCGCUCACUGUACAAGGUUGUAGGUUGCAACACGAGUCACAUCGUUUGACUCCAGAAAUAAAACCUGUGCUGUGGGUUCCUUCCCUCGUUCUAACGAUAACCGCUACGGGAGAAGAAUCUUCUUCAUUUAACGAAGGUGUUGGCAGGUUGCAGUUGUAACCUGCUAUACCAGACUCGCAAUAACCUCUCCGGGGUGUACUGGCUGAACAUGUGUGGAUGCCGGGCGAACACCCACAUACAGUGCAGACAGUGGGAGAAUGCUGUUGCAAUAAGGCUUGGUGGAACUUGUACUGCACUUCACAGCAAAACAAUAAACACAUUAAUCUGAAGAGACACCUGUCUGAUGGGAUUUCACUGAAGAGUUCGCAAACUGGACUGUCUAAUUUGGAAAAAGAAAGACAACAAUACAUACAGUAUUUUGGGAUGAAUAUAAAUAAAAUAAAUAAACAUCCUCUGAAAUUGUCUUUCUGAACAUAAAAAAAAAAUACUUUAGUUUGUAAAGGCAACCCUGCCGAUCAGAACAGAGAAGUAGAGACUCGUGUCGAACUAAAAAAACUAAAAUCCAAGUGGUUUGGUGCACACUUCUUCUUAUUUCAUAUCAACCACCACGUCGUGUCUCUCAUUGGAGAGAUCGCAGUGAAAUAACGGACUCCUUAACGGACGCGAUCACAUCACAUGAAUCCUUUUCAAAGAGAAGAACUAGGACUAUCGCUGAGCUCACAUCAACCCACAAUAAUGCCUACAGAAACACAAGCAAGUGGCUGUACAUGUCAAAUUACGUUUGGAUUGUCAGGAAUUCGCAUGUAAGCUAUCUUCCCGUUGAGCAACAUCAGUAGCUGUCACCUCCCUCUCUUCUCCCUCCCUCCCUCCCUCCCUCCAUCCCUCUCUCCUUCCGUGAGGUCCUGUUAAGCCACUCCCACUGACCCCCUGACCCCUCCUUGCCAUGGAAAGCCUGAGCGAGCUCCAGAACCCGCUCUUGGACAAGAACAGUAAGCACGUCGUCAACGGUUACGGGGGCGACUUCCCUAACGACCAGUACCAGGAGAAUAUUAUCAACUACUUCGUAACCGGCGGCGGCGACGGAGGAGGAGGAGGUGGUGGAGGAGGUGACACUAGCAACGGUGCGGUGGCCCACGUGGGACAAAACAACAGCAACGGCAAAAUGAAAGCUCAACAACUCCUGGACGCCACCUCCCUCCAUCGGGCCGUCGAGGCCUUCUACAGGCCUAACUUCAUCCUGUACAAGGAGGAAGGGGGAGGAGGAGGAGGUGGAGUCAAGGCCAAGGAUUAUAAGAGCGAGUGCUGCGAGACUACCUUCACAGAGAAGAAAGAGAAGGAGAGGGAGGCGUCUGUAGCAGUGGAGACCCCCGGCAGCACAGAGGACCCUCAGGCCAAGCUGCUAGAGGACGGAGACAACGUGAAGAUACAGACUGUCUCCUACGAGGUGGAGGAGGAGGAGUAUGUAGAGUAUGAGACGGACUGCUCCAGCGACAGCGAGAGUGAAGAUAACUUCAUAGUGAUCCCACCCAGAGACCAUCUGGGCCUGGCCAUCUUCUCCAUGUUAUGCUGCUUCUGGCCCCUGGGCAUCGCUGCUUUCUACUUCUCCCAGGGGACCAGUAAGGCGGUGACGAAGGGUGACUUCCCGCUGGCGAGCAUCGCGUCCCGGAGGGCACUGUUCCUAGCGGCCCUUUCCAUCACCAUCGGGACAGGGGUCUACGUUGGGGUGGUGGUGGCCCUCAUCGCCUACCUCUCCAAGCCUGGACACGUAUAGCAGCGCCUGACCUCCUGGACCAGACCACCGGGGAAAAGCAGGACAGCUAGGAACUGUCUCUUCCUGGAAUGGAACACUGCCACUGGCAUGGAAAUUUUUUCGGGACAUAUUCCUCCUUCUCCCUCCAUCCCUCCAUCCCUCCAUCCCUCCGUUCUUCUCCUGGACAACCAGAGGAACCACAGAAGAGGAAAGGAAGGAUGAACCACCACUCUCAAUGAACACGGCUAAUGCCAUGUUAAAACUGCCCCUCUUCGGAACAUGGAAACAGUUUUUGGGUUAUGUUCCUCUGUCAUCCAUAAAUCUGUCUAUCCUCCCCUUUUAGCUUCCCUACGGGUGGUCCCCGUCAGCAAAGAUUAGAUGAACAGACUGAGAAGGGCAAGGCCGGAAGGGAGGAGGAGGAGGAGGAGAGCAAGGCAGGAAGGGAGGAGGAGGAGAGCAAGGCAGGAAGGGAGGAGGAGGAGGAGGAGAGCAAGGCGAAACCAGUACAGACUGAAAACAGACAUAUUUCUCUGGGAAAAGUUACCCAAGUGAAGUUGAGGAGAAUUGAGUUCUGCCAUUCCGCUGUUCUGCUCCGUUGUCUUCACCCCCCUGUAGGGUGUUUGAACUCUGCUGUGUUCCUCCAACAUUCUAAAACCAUUACAGAAACAGACAGGGGGGGAGGGAACAGACAUGGAAAAACAUGGAUGCCAAUUACUGAGACUUUAGGGAAUUGAGGAACUUCGAGGGGCCCCAGUGUCUGGAGGACUCACUGAAAAUACAAGCUGAAACACUAAAAACCUUGAGUUCUCUGUGUCAUCUGAACUUCUACACAGGGUUUGAAAAUGUUGUCUAUUUGGAUCCCCUGCUACUGACUGACUAUCACUUUUUUUUUAAUAUACCAUCAAAUGCUUCUUCAUUUGGCCUGGGUCAAAGGCCUAACGCUGGGUGGUUCUCCGUCAACAUGAAGACCCUCCUCUGAGAUCCUUUGAUGAGAGAGAGAGAGAGAGAGAGAGAGAGAGAGAGAGAGAGAGAGAGAGAGAAACAGAG
Oncorhynchus mykiss (rainbow trout) is the source of this 2861-nucleotide messenger RNA. It is a transcript of the gene syndig1l, whose product is annotated as synapse differentiation inducing 1-like. Gene Ontology annotation, cellular component: membrane; intracellular membrane-bounded organelle. NCBI's taxonomy places the organism in Eukaryota, Metazoa, Chordata, Actinopteri, Salmoniformes, Salmonidae. The record is from RefSeq and is a predicted model, not a curated record.